Molecule: messenger RNA, 1560 nt
Organism: Ilyonectria robusta
Lineage: Eukaryota; Fungi; Ascomycota; Sordariomycetes; Hypocreales; Nectriaceae
Exons: 3
Source: RefSeq, a predicted model, not a curated record
GGUGAGGACACCACCACUGCCCCCGCUGCCGAGACCACCACCUCCGGAUCUUCUGGUGAGGACACCACCUCCGUCCCUGUUGCUGGCGAGACCACUUCCACCACCACUGUCCCCGCUACUGAGGAUACCACCUCCGUUCCCUACGGCGGUGAGGACACCACCACCACCCCCGCUGCUGAGGCCACCACCUCCGGAUCUUCUGGUGAGGACACCACCUCCGUCCCUGUUGCUGGCGAGACCACCACUGCUCCCGCUGAGGGCGAGUCUACCACUGCUCCCGUUACUGAGGACACCACGUUCGUGACCACCUUCGACUCUACCUCCACUGUCUACACCACCAACAUCAAGACCAUCACCAGCUGCGGCCCUGAGGUUACCAACUGCCCCGCCAACUCCGGCACUGUUGUCGUUGUCACCGAGACCGUUGCCAUCUCCACCACUGUCUGCCCCGUCACUGAGACUCACACUGCCCCCGCUGAGACCCAGCCCGUCGAGACCCAGCCCGCUGAGGCCACCACCUCUGGAUCUUCUGGUGAGGCUACCACCUCCGGCGAGACCACCGUCCCCUACGGCCUGACCACCUCUGGAUCUUCCGGUGAGGACACCACCUCCGCUCCCGCUUCUACCUACCCCGUUGAGGCCACCACCAUCAUCACCACCUACGACAGCACCUCCACCGUCUACACCACCAACGUCAAGACUGUCACCAGCUGCGGCCCUGAGGUCACCAACUGCCCCGCCAACUCUGGUACUGUCGUCGUUGUCACUGAGACUGUUGCCGUUUCCACCACCAUCUGCCCCGUCACUGAGACCCAGGUCCACACUCCCUCGCCCACUGCUGCCGAGAGCUCCCCCGCCACUGCCAGCGACAACUCCCCUGCUACCACCAGCUCCCCCGCUGGCGGCGACUCUUAUGAUGUCCCCGAGGUUGUCCCCAGCUGUGUCAACACCUUCCUCGACUACGUUUCCGAGUGCAAGGACAACACCGACACCGCUUGCUACUGCCCCAAGCAGGACUUCGUCAACAAGGUCUUCAACUGCCUGUACGCUCACGGAGAGUCUGACGACGUUGUCGCCAAGGCCGUCACCUUCUUCCAGGGUCUCUGCGCUGACUACGCUGGCGAGAACCCCGAGAUUGUCACCGGUGUCGACAGCAUCACCAGCAUCAUCACCGUUACUGGCACCACUGUCAUCACCUCUGCUCACUACACCACCAUCGUUGUCGCUACCACCGUCACUGAGCCUUGCGUCGUCUCUGGCACCACUGUCGAGGGCAGCAGCACAGUCAAGACCGUCUCCACCGAGGUCACCGUUCCCCAGGUUGGCUUCACCACUGGUGUCUCUGGCGUCGAGGUUGUCGCUCCCUCCACCACCUCCGUUGCCGCUCCCUACGCUACCACCGUUGCCGGCACCCUCAUCACCAAGGCCCCCACCGGCACUGGCGGCAUUGUCAUCCCCACUGCCACCACCGCCCCUGGUGAGGUUCCCGUCACUGGCAGCGCUGCCCGCAACGGCAUGGGCUUUGCCGCCGCCAUCCUGGCUGUCGUCUUUGCCCUGUAA